Molecule: messenger RNA, 756 nt
Organism: Mytilus californianus (California mussel)
Lineage: Eukaryota; Metazoa; Mollusca; Bivalvia; Mytilida; Mytilidae
Exons: 4
Coding region: 176-619 (147 amino acids)
Source: RefSeq, a predicted model, not a curated record
GGUUUUGUCAUCUUAUCCAUAUUCAUUGCGUUAAACCGUUUGGUAUUUCAUAUUAUAAUUUUUUAGAAAUUUUCCUCGUAAUGAGACUUCAUUUAUUGGAAACAACGAAAAGAAUGUAUCUAGAAUUUUAUUUGAAAAGGAAGUUAUAAUUUUGUCAAUCAGUUAUGGCUCUAAUAUGAUGACUAUGGAUUUAGUUUAUAUGCCCUUUUCCCUGACAUUACUUUCAUCUACGUUUAUAAUAAAUUGCUAUGGAGAUACAACAGUUAUUCAGUCUGAAACAACACUCACAAUAACUGAAGCAACACUCACAACACUUGAAGUAACGCUGAAUACAACACACGAAGCAACACUCACAACACUUGAAGUAACGCUGAAUACAACACAUGAAGCAACACUUGAAGUAACGCUGAAUACAACACAUGAAGCAACACUCACACCACUUGAAGUAACGCUGAAUACAACCAAAGAACAGAUAACAGAUGAAAGACCUGACUUUAUAUGGAUAGCUUAUGUGGUGGUGUGUGCUUUGCUGCUCCCAUUAGUUGUUGUGUUUAUUGUCAAUUGCAUAAUAGUAAGGCGAGAUGACAAGCAAGAAAAAGAUACGCCUGAAAAAGCGUAAACAUACUAGUGUAACGUAAUCCAAAUACUUUAUUUACUUGGGUGUCUUAUUUAUUGUAUUCAUUUGUGAAUGAAAUUUUGGAGAAUUUCAAAUAGGUAUUAAAUAAAAUCAAAAUUUAUUAUUUUGUAUAAAUUUCA